Molecule: messenger RNA, 470 nt
Organism: Rubroshorea leprosula
Lineage: Eukaryota; Viridiplantae; Streptophyta; Magnoliopsida; Malvales; Dipterocarpaceae
Source: the annotation of a GenBank genome assembly
UCCUAGACUGUUUUUGAACUACUUCUAGAUUGUUCUCCACCGGCCGUUAGCGCUCCGUUUAGGGGUUUUUCUCUUCCAGCAAUUCCCUUUGUUCCCCGCGUUUCCUAACGACCAUUCGGCACGAUGGGAUUGAGAGAGGUGGCAAGCUGUGGGGAGAGGAAAAGAUACGGAGACCAAGAAGAGGAGGUAGGUGACAAAAGAGGAGGAAAAUUGUGUAUCAGAGAAGAAAGGGGCGAUCUACGACAACAACUAAGGAAUCGGGGUGGAGUUGUAGGACGUUACGAUUUCAAUGGGUGACAUGAGUGUGUGGCGGAGGCUGGCAGAGAGAAUAGAUUUUGGUAGAGCGUUGCCGAGAGAGGUGGUGAUGGAGAAGAGACACAGGCUAUGCCUAUGCAAGAGCAACAGCGGAGAGAAUCCUAUAUUAUUUCAUUGUAAUGGUUGGUGAUUUAGAAAAAAAAUUCAAUUCCAUU